UUCCUCGAAGAGCAACUGGAAGCCCAUUCUGAUUCCUCCCAAAUACCGUGAUGGAUGAGCUUGUUUACAUUGCCUUGUUAGCUGUGAUGAUGACGGCGACUUUGCUAAGCUUCCUGGCUUGUUUAUAUCAGUGUAGAAAGCGUCGUGUGGCAGUGAAGCAUCCCUUGUACCCGCACGUGGUCGUGACGCCGCGAUUCCACGAGACGGACACCUUCUCUCUGGUCUCCACCUCCUUCUGUCCGAUGACCCCCGUCCCCCGGCCAGUCCCUCUCUCUGCCUUCCCUCGCCCACUGGAAGACGCCUCCCCCAACACCUCCUUCGUUUCCCUUGCGGCUUCUCAGUAUUUCCCCAUCUUUAAACCUCUGAAGCACCAGAGACGGAGCGGGGAGUGCAGCGUCCCGAGUGAAAUGAGCUUCAGGAGCGACGCAAUGUCCGCACACAAAGCUGGUAGCACUUUCCCUACGCCUUACGCCACUCCUCUGGUGCGGCCGUAUCUCGUGGUUCCUGUGCCGGUUCGGAAACUGUAA
Messenger RNA from Penaeus vannamei (Pacific white shrimp), 527 nucleotides. The record is from RefSeq and is a predicted model, not a curated record. Lineage: Eukaryota; Metazoa; Arthropoda; Malacostraca; Decapoda; Penaeidae.